Messenger RNA from Zerene cesonia (dogface butterfly), 491 nucleotides. RefSeq names its product allergen Tha p 1-like. The record is from RefSeq and is a predicted model, not a curated record. Bases 37 to 408 code for a protein of 123 amino acids. Lineage: Eukaryota; Metazoa; Arthropoda; Insecta; Lepidoptera; Pieridae. The transcript has 3 exons.
GUGUAAAUACUUGUGUUGUCUGAGAACUAAGUAAAAAUGAAAACCUUAGUAUUUCUGUGUGCUCUAAUCGGCGCUGCGAUGGCCGAAGAACUAGAAUAUUACAAAACUCCCAGCGAACACAUUGACAUUCCGGCCGUAGUUGAAGACCCGAAGAAGUUGCAGGAACUCAUGGACUGUUUCUUGGAUAGACAACCUUGUUCAAAGGUUCACGCCAACUUUUUGGCUUUGAUUCCGGAAACGAUAAAAACAGCAUGCGCAAAAUGUAAUUCGGCUCAAAAACAAUCGGCAAACAUCUUUCUAACUGGCUUACGUAACAAAAUGCCCAGAGACUAUGAUGACUUCGUCAAGAAAUUUGAUCCCGAGGGAAAAUACAUGGACACUCUCUUUGAAAAUAUCAAAGGAUUUUAACGGGCUUCGAGUGUUUUCGUGAAAAACUGUUACAGAUUCAACCAGCGACCAUGUUUUAUCUAAUAAAUUUCAAGUGUGUUUAA